AUGAACAGAAAAGAUCCCUUGGAACGACAUUUGCUCACCAGGUGCUAUGACUCCGAGUCCAGAAUCCAGGAGCUCUUAUCAUCCAGAUACUCUGUUUCUGGCGAUCAGAAGCCUUCGCUAGUCUUGCUUCCUACUGGAAUGGCAUCAGACUCAAAUCGGCCAUCGUUGAAUACGAGACUGAAAACAAGGUCUAUGGAUGCCAUUCGUAAGCAAAAGACACGAUAUGUCGUCAGAGACUAUGUCAAAACUACACUUAACAACCAAAAGAAACUAGUGAAGAAAAUACAAGCACACAAUCGUCGAUAUAAGAACGUUGAUGAAGCAAAGAGGAAGACGUUUCCGAUUAAAAAGAUGAUUGAAAAGUACUCAAUUCCCCAAUAUUCCGACUUUGUCGCUAUGAACAAUAUGUGGCAGGACUACAUUCAAACUUUACUCUUUCCGAACCCAGAUUCCAGCACUCUUCCGGGAAUUGGCACUAUGCUCCCCAAAUUAGCUACUGCUGAUUACCACGGAUGUCUCUUGACGGUGAUUGAUUCUAGCAAUAAACUCUUGAAAGGAGUCCGGGGAAUAGUUGUUUUGGACACACAGCAUACUUUCAUACUAGUGGUUCCGCAAAAUGAAGAUGCCAAAGAUGGUAACGAUCACAAAACUUCAUUUUCGCCUACAGAGCAAGUUGGUGGACUCCGAGCUAUUGCCAAGAAGGGAAGCUUGUUCGGCUUCGAUGUGCUAAUACCCAAGGAUAACGAGGAAGAAUGUUUGGGUUUUACCAUAGCGGGAACUAGGUUUGAAUUCAGAUCGCCUGAUCGAGCUGCACGCAAGUUCAAAAAUCACAAGGUUAAUGAUUUGAUAUAG
Meyerozyma guilliermondii ATCC 6260 is the source of this 852-nucleotide messenger RNA. RefSeq names its product RNase P/RNase MRP complex subunit (gene POP4). The record is from RefSeq and is a predicted model, not a curated record. Gene Ontology annotation, biological process: rRNA processing; tRNA 5'-leader removal. Bases 1 to 852 code for a protein of 283 amino acids. The transcript has a single exon. Gene Ontology annotation, cellular component: ribonuclease P complex; ribonuclease MRP complex. Gene Ontology annotation, molecular function: ribonuclease P RNA binding. NCBI's taxonomy places the organism in Eukaryota, Fungi, Ascomycota, Pichiomycetes, Serinales, Debaryomycetaceae.